Messenger RNA from Folsomia candida, 3166 nucleotides. RefSeq lists its product as uncharacterized. The record is from RefSeq and is a predicted model, not a curated record. The transcript is spliced from 3 exons. NCBI's taxonomy places the organism in Eukaryota, Metazoa, Arthropoda, Collembola, Entomobryomorpha, Isotomidae. Bases 1567 to 2787 code for a protein of 406 amino acids.
AGCAGAUUGACGUAUUUAAUCUGUGCAUUUGGCAAACCUUUGAUCGCUUGUAUGUACAUAGUUUCUAUAUUUUACUGUCUUUUAUAAGUGCCUAAAAAUUUAAAUUUGCGAAAGAAACCAAAAUGAGCCAGGAGUCCGAUAAACAAAAAGAUGAAGAAUUACUACCGCCUCCACCAGAAGAAGUUGUUACACCAUCAACUGUUCAGAAAAUCGCAUAGAAAAAACUGCCUACAAGCCUGAUGCCACUGUGGUGUCAUACUCUGUCAACCCUGAUACAAAACCAGGCGAUAACUACAUGUCGAUCAUGUAUGCGGUAGAAAUCCUAUUAAUAAAUGGGAACAAUGACCCGGAAAAACUUGACGUAAUGCUCAAAACCAUGCCGAAAAAUGCACUCCGUGUUAAAGAAAUUAAUGAUAUGACCGCAUUUGUGAAAGAAGUGAAUAUGUAUACUCAAGUUAUCCCAGAGAUGAUCAAGUUCCAGGAGGACAAGGGAUUGGAAAGGUCACAAAUAUAUUCUGGGUGGCCGACCUGCUUCGUGACAUUUCAAGACGGCCUAAACGACUAUUUGGCAAUGGAGGACUUGAGGAGAGAAGGGUUUUACGUGGCUGAUCGCAUCAACGGCUUGACCCCUCCACAAAUUAGUCUCGUGCUACUCAACCUUGCCCAAUUUCACGCCAUCUCAUACGCCCAAUUUGCCGGUGACAGGACCGCCAUAAUGUCAAAGUACCCUUGGCUUAAAGAACGCCUAUUUCCUCCCCUUGACAAAGCCGACCCAAAUAUGAUUUCCUGGAUGAAAUCGUCCCUCAUCAGCAUCUCCGAGAAGAUCCGUGCCGCCGGUCAUGCUCACGAGGCUGAUCUAAUCUCCAAACUUUAUGGCGGCGACGACCCCAACGACGCCCCCUUCUGGUCCGAUUUGAAUUCCCAUAUCGACGGAAAUUCGAAACUGUUAAAAAUAAUCAUGAUAUGAUCUGCCAAUGAUGUAUGUCAAUUAUGUGCAUAGCAUCAAAUAUUAGACCACCAACUAUUAUGGGUGGAUUUGCAUCAGUUUAUUAACCUGCUAGGUUAUGCAUGCAUUAUGAAUGCAUUAAUUGUACUUGCUUAUAUACGACAUGACUUGAUCUUAAAUAAAGUAGUCGCUAAAUGUACUCGUUGAGCAGAUGAGCUAAACCCUUAUUUUGAACACGUUAUCAGCACGGCUCUAGUUACUGCUCAACUUAAUCUGAAAAGAUUAAUAUGUGAAAAGUUCUACAAUAUAAAAAAGUGAGACUGAGACCAAGAUCUGAAAAAGACUUGUGACUAAUUCAACAUUGUUAAGUUGUUCUAAUAGUAAGUCAGAAAAUGACUUCGACUACAAAAAUUUCCAUGAGGAGAUUUGAUACUUCAUCCAUCUCGAAGUUAAACGGAGAAAAUUACACGGUUUGGAGGAUAAGGUUAGUGUGUUUCUUUAAAACUCAUCAAUUAAUGGAAAUUGUUGACGGGACACAAAUACGCCCAGCCGCAUCAGGACCUGACCAAGAAAAUUGGGACGAAGGCAACAACGAAGCCUUAACGGUCAUGUAAUUUACUAUGACAGAUGAACAAGUAGAAACGGUAUUUGGUUGCAAAACUGCACCAGAAAUGUGGGAUAAAUUGAGUUCCAUAUAUCAAAGCACAAGCGGAGAAAAUAAACAAGCCUUGUGGCAAAAGUUUUACUUGAUUAUGGCUGAUGAAAAAUCGCCAGUUAAAACCAUGAUUCAGAUACAGAAUAUUGCUUCACAGCUCAGAAGCUUAGGAAUAGUAAUUGAUGACGUAGCUGAAGUGGCCAGAGUAAUCUCAAGCUUAGCGGGAGAUAAAUACAGACAAUUCAGGGAAGCCUGGAGAUCGGUGGACAUAAGUAAACAAAGUACCAAGUUCAAGGUUGAUGAAUGCAUGAAAUUAAAUUCUGAUAUCGUAGUUGAAAAAACUGUGAUAUUCGGAACCGGAGAAUUAACAAAAAUCUCAGAAAUUGAGGAUUUGAAUUGUUUUGUUGUGACUAACGAAACGCCCUCAUUCUGUAAACCAGUAAUGAAUGUGAAAGAUGAAAUUAUUGCCACCAACAUUACAGAAAACAAUGUUAAAAUACCGAGAUAUAAGAAUGGAAAAGAUUAUCAGAGUCAAAGGUUAAUCUCAUUUGCCCCGGAGAAAGAAAAUAUGUUUUGGCUGAAUGAAUUGCAUACGAGUCAUCGAGCUUUGAAAUAUGCAAUAAACACUGACAUUCUACACAGACCUCAUCGUACGAAAAGUACCGAGGAAGCCCCACCUGAACAAGCAGUUAUACCUGUCACACGACGAGAUGAUACUAAAAAAUCAAAUCAGAGAAACCCAGGAAAAAAUAAGAAAAAGAGGACGAAUGCUCGUGUUUUAAUUCCAAAGAAUUAUUGCAAGUUUAAUGCACCAUGGUCAGAAGAAUUUGAGAUGUUAAAGUUGUUUUUCAGCAUAAGAAUUCUAGUCCUGAUCAGAUUUCAUGGAAGGGAAGUCUUUUUUCGAAGAGAAAAAGGAACACACUUCCGUAAGUCCAACUAUGUGCUGAAAAAGCAUAACAUAAGCGAGUAUCAACCUCGGCUCGUUUUAAUGCAGAUCUGCAUGCAGUUUAAAGGGAGCGAGCGUGCUACUUAUGAGUUUGCACUCAUUGUUUUACUUCUGUACAUGCAUUCGAAUGCAUCAGAAGGAAUUUCCCAGUAUUUAAAAAGGAGAAAAAUCUGUGAGCAUUAUUUAUGGGAUUGGCCUAUUCAAAUUGGUAAAACCGAAAAGUUUUGUCCAAAAAUGUGAACUAAAAAAGGGAAAACCUUUUGUGAAGUUUUAUUAUUUUAUUGGUGCUCGUUCUCAGCAGCAAAGAAUAUGUGGAGGAGCAGCAGCAGUUCAAGGAGCAGUCUACCCUACUAUGGAGCUUGGUGAUGGAACGACCCGGAGAAUAAUAUUUAAUUAGAUCAUAUAUGUUUAAAGGGAGUGUUAAAAAUAAUCAUGAUAUGAUCUGCCAAUGAUGUAUGUCAAUUAUGUGCAUAGCAUCAAAUAUUAGACCACCAACUAUUAUGGGUGGAUUUGCAUCAGUUUAUUAACCUGCUAGGUUAUGCAUGCAUUAUGAAUGCAUUAAUUGUACUUGCUUAUAUACGACAUGACUUGAUCUUAAAUAAAGUAGUCGCUAAAUGUA